AUGUUGGAAUUUUACUUGGAGGAACAAGCCAGAAGUGUGGGGAGCCGCAAUCCCGAGAUCCAGCGCCAGCGACGGGCGGAGCCCUCGCGAGGUGAGCGAUGCGAUCGGCGGAGCGAGACUCCAGAGUUGGAGCUAAUGGCGUCCCCAUUCACAAGCCCCAUGGCAUCCCCAAGGAGCGAGUGGUCCUCGUGGGCGUCUCCUCGGAGCAGACGGGAGCCGGAAGUGUCGCCAGGAGCAACGGAGGAGGAGGACAGCGACGGCAGCGACGUGGUGGUGGUCUCCGUCGAGCCGGCUCCGAGGAGAGCCGAGCUCCGGAGAUGGCAGCUCAACGACGAGGAGGAGCGGGCACGGGAGCAGGAGCUGCGACGCGACGCAGCGUUCCUCGGCAUCGCCAUCCGAUCGGCGGAGCGCUAUUUGCGUGAGCGGAAGCGCGAAACUGCAGGGCAACGGGAGCCGAAGCAGCCGUUGAAAACCAGGCCGCCAGCGACGCCAUCGCAGCCGACGUCAAGGCCAGCAGCAGCGCAGCAGGGACGGACGGCAGAGGUACCGUUGCAACGGAGAGCGCAGGCCUCAGCACACCCGACAGCGCGGCCGCCAGCGACGCCAGCGGCGCAGCCACCAGCGACGUCAGCAGCGCAGCCACCAGCGACGUCAGCAGCGCAGCCGCCAGCGACGACAGCGGCGCAGCCACCAGCGACGCCAGCAGCGCAGCCACCAGCGACGCCAGCAGCGCAGCCGCCAGCGACCCCAGCAGCGCGGCCAACAGCCGAGGCCGUGCGGAGGAGCCAGAUGGAGCAGCAGCGCAAUCGGCCAGCAGCAGCAGAGGCGCGACGCGAGGAGGAGCGGCGACGCGAGGAGGGACGGCGACGCGAGGAGGGACGGCGACGCGAGGAGGAGCGGCGACGCGAAGAGGGGCGACGACGCGAGGACGAGCGGCGACGCGAGGAGGAGCGACGACGCGAAGAGGAGCGGUGA
Molecule: messenger RNA, 975 nt
Organism: Drosophila obscura
Lineage: Eukaryota; Metazoa; Arthropoda; Insecta; Diptera; Drosophilidae
Product: vicilin-like seed storage protein At2g18540
Exons: 1
Coding region: 1-975 (324 amino acids)
Source: RefSeq, a predicted model, not a curated record